Messenger RNA from Pseudoliparis swirei, 6277 nucleotides. It is a transcript of the gene lama4, whose product is annotated as laminin, alpha 4. The transcript is spliced from 40 exons. Gene Ontology annotation, biological process: regulation of cell migration; cell adhesion; regulation of cell adhesion. Gene Ontology annotation, molecular function: signaling receptor binding. Lineage: Eukaryota; Metazoa; Chordata; Actinopteri; Perciformes; Liparidae. The coding region runs from base 200 to 5830 and encodes 1876 amino acids. The record is from RefSeq and is a predicted model, not a curated record.
ACACACAAGUUUGUUUUACAUGACUCGAGCCGGGCCGGGAACUAGCUGCUUCUGGGGGUCGGCAGCAGUUGGAGAAACCAAGCCAACGGGUGCAGCCGAACAAGAGGAGCUGCCCAGAGACUCUUCUACGGCCAGGAGACUCUGACAGAGACCAGGACAGAGAGGGAGGAUUAGUGCUCCACUGGGCAAACACACAAAUAUGGCUGCUGAAUCUCUGACCUGCCUUCUCUGCAUCCUAUCAGGGAUCGCUUAUCAAGCUUCUGCCGCCAGGCUAGGGGAACAGCAACAAUCGCUACUGAAAGUGUGUGGAAAGAGACUUUUCCUGAGUGAGCAAAACAUCUGCUUGCCAUGUAACUGCAAGGGCCACGCGGACUACUGCGAAGACAUCACUGGCAUUUGUAUAAACUGCAGGGAACACAGUACAGGUGACUUCUGUGAAAUGUGUGAAGAUGGCUACAUGCUGGCUCGCAGCCUGGAAGGACGCCACUCCUGCCGACCAUGCGCCUGCCCCCUCUCCGUCCCCUCCAACAACUUUGCAGCACGCUGUGACAAAGGAAGUGGACUUCUGCGGUGCAAGUGCCAAGAGGGCUACGCCGGACAAAUCUGUGAGAGGUGUGCUCCAGGCUUCCACGGCAACCCAAUGGCGAUUGGUAAUUCCUGUAAGCGAUGCGACUGCAACAGCAACUCCGACCCAAACCUAAUCUUCAAUGAGUGCCACAACGUGACGGGGCACUGCCAGCACUGCUGGGGAAACACCAGCGGCGCCAACUGCGAGAGGUGUGCCCACGGUUUCUACGGCGACGCCAUCAGUGCCAAGGACUGCCGAGAGUGCGAGUGCAAUGAAUGUGGCACCUCUUCGUGCGACGACAGGAAAGGAGUGUGCCACUGCAAGCCGGGUGUCACCGGACGACUCUGUGACCAAUGUGAGGAGGGCUACUUUGGUUUCUCCAGCUGUCAGGGCUGCCGGAGGUGUGAAUGUGGGCCGGCUUCCAUUCGCUCCACCUGCCAUCCCCUCACCCACAGCUGUCCCUGCCGCCCGGGGGCCGGAGGUCGUUACUGCGAGCGCUGCCUCCCAGGCUACUGGGACUACAGCCGCGCCGGCUGCCAGAAGUGUGACUGUGAGAGUGGCCACUGUGAUAUGCAUACAGGAGAGUGCCUGCUCGAGGCUGCAACUGUCAACCUGUGCAACAUCAGUUGUGAUGAGUGCAUUUGGCAUCUGAUCGGGGACUUGCGGGUAUCCAAUAAGACGCUGGACCAGCUGAAGGUCGGAGUGCUGAACAUCUCCACUGGCGCUGCUGCCAACGACCGGCUGAAAUUCUACAACUACACUGCUCAACAGCUGCAGACUCAGUUACAAGGCUGGAGAAAUGGGUCCUCUUUGAUGAAGGCCCAGACUGUGGAGCUGGAGAAGGCCACGGACACCGUGGCGGUGGACAUCCAACAGCUGGGAGAAUCGGAGAGUGUGUUGAAGACUCUGGGGAACCAGCUGGAUAACGACACGCUGGAGACCCUCACUCUGGCUGAGCAGCUCAGCACCAACCUCACCGAUCUCAACCUAAGCAUUGAAGAGAUGAUCCAUGAGUGGGAGCUGUACAGUGUUAAGCAGGAUGUGGAUCCAGAGCUGGCCAGAAGGAACACUGAGCAGGCCAUGGGAAUGGUGACCUGGAUGAGGACACUGGAUCUGUCCCCACGGGGGCCCAUCGCCACCGACGAGUCGACUGAAGCCCAUGACUUGCUGAGGCGUAUCCGUCAGUUGGAGAAGAAGCUGAUGAGCACCGACGGCCGCCUCCCACCUGUCAGGGAGAUCCUGUCCCGCUUCUCCGCCAAGCUGUCGGACGCUCAGGGCUUUCUGCAGAAAGCAGCCGGCACCGUCAAGGAGACGGAGGCCACGAACAGAGCCAGCAUCCUCAAAUUCCAGAGGAAUGAGGCGAAGCAACAGAGGCUGACAGAGGACCACAACGAUGUCAACGAUACGCUGGGAAUAGCCAGAGGCUCCAUCUCUGAGACAGAGAGUACAGUGGCUGAGGUGGACGCCAUGGUGCAGAACGUGACCGAGUACCAUGCGGCGAUUGAUGGCGCCAGCCAAAGGCUGAUGGAGAAGACCGAGCGUCUCUCGCUGGCUGACAGAGAUCUGGUGCAGAAUGCCGAUGAUCACGCCGAAGAGCUGGAGAGACAGGCCAACGCUUUGGAAGAGGAUCUGAGAGAGACUGACGCCAAUGGCUUUGUGCAGAAAGCCAUCAGUGCCGCCAACGUCUACAACAACAUCGUGAAAUACAUCGACGAUGCCAACAUCACCUCGCUCACCACCCACAACUUAUCCCAACGAGCUGAAGACGCCACCACUGGGAUCAAUAUGCAGCUCAGGCACCUGGUAACCCAGAGCGACAAUGUUUUCAAGGAGUCUGUUUCAUUACAUUCAGAACAAAAAGAGGUUGAAGCUGAGGUGAUUGACAAACUCAAAUACAUUGAGGAGACCAAAGAGACCAUGGAUAAAAACACCCAGAAACUUUCAGAACUAGUGGAAGAUAUCAGUGGAAUUCAUACAGACAGAACACCACAGCGACUGGAAUUUUCCCUAAAUGUGGCUGAGGGGACUCUCAACCGCUCAGCAGAGGUCCUUCAAACCAUCGACCCCAUCAGCACCAAGGUGGAGGUGUGGGCCAACAACAUGAGAAACCAGGAUUACUCUACAGCUGCAUAUGAAGAGGCCGUCCUGUCUGCUGGGGAAGCAGUGGAAAACCUGAAUGUACUCGUCCCCAAGCUGCUAAACAAGCUGAAGGUGGUCGAGAAUAAGAAGCCUGUCAACAACGUGACCACCAACAUCGUGAGGAUCAGAGAGCUUAUAGCUCAAGCCAGGAGUGUGGCCAAGAAAGUCCAAGUGUCCAUGAAAUUCAACGGUCAAUCCUCAGUGCAGGUUCAUCCUCACAGCAACCUAGAAGACCUACAGACAGUGACAUCCAUCAGCCUGUUCAUCAGGGUGGACCCUGACAAGGAUCCCAUAGAGGACCGUUUCAUCUUAUACUUGGGAGACAGAAAUGGUAGGAAAGACUACAUGGGACUGGCUAUCAAGAAUGACAACCUGGUGUUUAUGUACAAUCUCGGAGGUGAAGAUGUUGAGAUCCCAUUGAGCUCAAAGCCUGUCAGCCAGUGGCCCGCGGUCUUCAACUUCAUCAAAGUGGAGAGGCUUGGCAGACAUGGAAAAGUCUUCCUGACCAUACCCAGCCAGAGCUUCACCGACGAGCAGAAGUUCAUCCAGAAAGGUGAAGCUCCAGGCACAGAGUCGCUGUUUGACAUCGACCCCAAGGAUAUAGUGUUCUUUGUUGGUGGCGUCCCAGCAGAUGUCAGGCUUCCACCUCCUCUGAGUCUCGCUCCUUUUGUGGGCUGCAUCGAGUUGGGUUCGCUAAACAAUGAUGUCAUCAGUCUAUACAAUUUUAAAGAGACUCACAAAAUUGAUGCCAUUACAUCAGCACCAUGCCCCAGGUACAAGUUGGCAUUUUCCCAGAGUCGCAUUGCCAGCUACCUGUUUGAUGGAACGGGCUACGCACUCAUCAAUAAUAUUGAGAGGAGGGGCAGAUUUGGUGUUGUCACAAGAUUUGAUAUUGCAGUGCGAACUGUCGCAAACAAUGGUGUCCUUCUCCUCAUGGUCAAUGGGGAUAAUUUCUUCCUUUUAGAGUUAAAGAAUGGCUACCUGCGCCUAAUGUACAACUUUGGCUUCAGCAAAGGGCCACAACUUAUUGAGAAUAACACACCAAAGUUGCAAAUAAAUGAUGCGCGAUACCAUGAGGUGUCAGUGAUCUACCAUCAGUCAAAGAAGGUUAUCCUACUGGUGGACAAGAGCCACAUUAAAUCAUUAGAGAAUCCCAAAACCACGCUGCCGUUCUCCGAUAUCUACAUCGGAGGGGCCCCCUCGAGCGUUCUUAAAUCCAGGCCUGAGCUGUCUGCCGUCGUAGGCCUGAAAGGCUGCGUGAAAGGUUUCCAGUUCCAGAAAAAAGACUUCAAUCUGCUGGAGGAGCCCGGCACCAUUGGCAUCAGCAGCGGCUGCCCUGAGGAGUCCUUUAUGUCCCGGAAAGCCUAUUUCACCGGAGAGAGUUACCUGGGGUCCACCGCAAAGAUUUCACCUUUCGACAAGUUUGAGGGAGGACUCAACUUUAGAACGCUGCAGCCUGCUGGACUCCUGUUCUAUCUCAGUGAAGGGCCUGAUGAGUUCAGUAUCUCUCUGGAGAAUGGAGCCGUGGUGAUGAACUCAAGAGGCACACGUGUUAAAUCGCACAAGAAACAAUACAAUGACGGAAGAACACACUUCUUAGUGGCCUCAGUAAACAAUCAGAAGUAUUCACUAUUGGUGGACGACAAAGACAAACAGGAAAAGAAACGUCCGUCAUCUGCCGCAAGAUCCUCAUCAGGUUCUGCUGUGAAGACCUUCUACUACGGAGGGUCGCCGAGCAGCAGCUUUAAGAACUUCACAGGGUGCAUCAGCUAUGCCUACAUCAACAGACAGGACCGGGACAUUGAGCCAGAGGACUUCCAGCGAUAUACAGAGAAAGUCCAGACGUCCCUGCAGGACUGUCCACUUCAGCGGCCCCCUGCUGCUCUAUUGUCAAGGCACAGGGAACCCUCUUCUAGAUCCAAACAGGUCCAAUCACACAAGGUUAGCAGGGAGGAGACCAGCCUCCCUGUUGGCCUGAUGGAACUGAAGAGUGAUGAGUCAUCAGAGCUAAAGGUCGAGCCCUGCUACCUCUCCUCAAGUCCCAGAGCGGCCCGCCAAGCCUUCCACUAUGGCGGCGUCGCUAACAGCAGGCAGCACUACACAGACCUCCCAGACUCCCUCGCUGAGAGGUCCCACUUCUCCUUGUCCCUGAAGACCCACUCGUCCUUUGGCCUCAUCUUUUAUGUAUCGGAUGUCCAAGAGGACAACUUCAUGGCUCUUUUCCUGGCCCACGGGAAGCUUGUAUACACCUUCAACGUAGCCGACCAAAGAGUCAAAAUCAGGAGCGAGGAGAAGUUCAACGACGGCGCGUGGCACAAUGUUGUUUUUAUCCGUGAUGGGAGGAUGGGGCGGUUAAUAAUUGAUGGUCUCACGGUGUUGGAAGACAGAGCUCAGGGAGGUAACAUCUCCUGGCACGUCAACAGUCCCCUCUACGUCGGAGGAGUACCUCCUGAGAAGGCCCAAAAGAAUAUUCAGAAGAACUCUGCUUACAGCUUCACCGGCUGCCUGAAGAACCUUCAGCUUGACGGGCAGUGGCUGUCCUCCGUGGCGGAGAACUUCGGUGUCACCCCGUGCUUCGAUGGACUCCACGAGGCGGGAACAUACUUCUCAGAGGAAGGAGGAUAUGUCGUGCUGGAUGAGACAUUCGACCUGGGGCUCAGGUUUGAGCUGGUGAUGGAGGUGCGGCCCCGUGUAGCAUCGGGUGUGCUGCUGAAUGUGCGCACAGCGGAGGGCUACUUCACCAUGUACAUCUAUCAAGGGGCAGUGGUGGUGGUUGUGAACGAUGGAUCUCAUGAGUUCUUCACGAAGGUGUCACCGAGACUGGGUCUGUGUGCCGGCAACUGGCACAGGAUCACUGUGAUCCGGGAUGCCAACGUUGUCCAGCUGGAUGUGGAUUCUGAGGUCAACCAUGUGGUGGGUCCGCUGGACCCCGGCUCCACAGACACCAAGAAGCCAGUGUUCGUUGGCGGAGCUCCAGAUCUUUUCCUCCCAGAGAGCAUCGCCACCAGGAAGCCCUACGUGGGCUGCGUGAGGAACCUGACCAUCAAUAACAGCCGAGUGAGCUUCAACAAAGCCGUUCUGGUCAGUGGGGCGGUCAGCGUUGGAACCUGUCCCGCAGCGUAACCCUACCUUCCUUCCGUCCACGCCAUCCCCAUCCCCAAUACAGCACUGACCAAAUACGUGACAAGACGCUCUUCAUGUCCAACAUAACCGAUAAGAGAAUUAGCGUCACUGCGCGUCCUUAUUUCUCUCUUCUACUGUAAUUCACAUUUUGUUCAUUUAUUUUUGUAUGUUUUUGUUUUGUUUUGUUUGCGUGACAAUGUCUCAUGUAAAGAAUACAACCAAAUUGUCCAAGAUUUGAAAAUAACCAGAAAAGAUUUAUAAGACGAAAAAUGUCAUGCUCACAACCAUCCUGAGCAACAGACAGAGUAUGCAUGAUUUAGACUUUUGAUGUUAAUGCAUUUUAUGUUCCGCCACCUUAUACUCACAAUGACACUUUCUUUUUUGUAAAAGCUCAUCUUUCUUUUUGUACAGUUUUAUUUCUAAUGAAUAAAACAUAUUUUACAUCCA